Haliaeetus leucocephalus (bald eagle) is the source of this 2973-nucleotide messenger RNA. It is a transcript of the gene MYO1D, whose product is annotated as myosin ID. NCBI's taxonomy places the organism in Eukaryota, Metazoa, Chordata, Aves, Accipitriformes, Accipitridae. Gene Ontology annotation, cellular component: cytoplasm; actin cytoskeleton; plasma membrane. Gene Ontology annotation, biological process: vesicle transport along actin filament; actin filament organization. Bases 1 to 2973 code for a protein of 990 amino acids. Gene Ontology annotation, molecular function: microfilament motor activity; ATP binding; actin filament binding. The record is from RefSeq and is a predicted model, not a curated record. The transcript has 22 exons.
AUGGACGCCGUCACCAUGCCCGAGUUCAUGGCUAACCUCCGUCUGCGGUUUGAAAAAGGACGGAUUUAUACGUUUAUUGGGGAGGUGGUCGUUUCCAUGAAUCCUUACAAAAACUUGAACAUCUACGGGCGUGACAUGAUUGAGCAGUACAAAGGAAGGGAAUUGUAUGAGAGGCCUCCUCACCUCUUUGCAAUUGCUGAUGCUGCUUACAAAGCAAUGAAGAGGCGAUCAAAAGACACCUGUAUUGUAAUAUCAGGUGAAAGCGGGGCUGGGAAAACUGAAGCCAGUAAAUAUAUUAUGCAGUACAUAGCAGCCAUUACUAACCCCAGUCAGAGGGCUGAGGUGGAAAGAGUGAAGAACAUACUGCUGAAAUCCAACUGUGUGUUAGAGGCCUUUGGCAAUGCCAAAACAAACCGUAAUGACAAUUCCAGCAGGUUUGGAAAAUAUAUGGAUAUCAACUUUGAUUUUAAAGGAGACCCGAUAGGUGGGCAUAUCAAUAAUUACUUACUAGAAAAGUCUCGUGUGAUUGUGCAACAACCGGGAGAACGAAGCUUUCAUUCUUUUUACCAGCUACUCCAGGGUGGUUCUGACCAAAUGCUACGUUCUCUACAUCUUCAGAAGGAUGCAUCUGCAUACAACUAUAUCUGUCCUGGAGCACAGCUAAAGUGUUCCAUCAAUGAUGGUGCAGAGUUCAAAGCAGUAGCUGAUGCCAUGAAAGUGAUAGGCUUCAAGCAAGAGGAAAUUCAGACUGUCUACAAAAUUGUGGCAGCCAUUCUUCACUUGGGGAACUUGAAGUUUUCUGUGGAUGGUGAUACGCCUGUAAUAGAAAAUGGCAAGGUUGUGUCGAUCAUUGCAGACUUGCUGUCAACAAAAUCUGACAUGGUGGAGAAGGCUCUUUUGUUUCGAACUGUAGCUACAGGUCGGGAUGUCAUUGACAAGCAACAUACUGAACAAGAAGCCACCUAUGGCAGAGAUGCCUUUGCAAAAGCUAUAUACGAGCGCCUCUUUUGUUGGAUUGUGACACACAUCAAUGAUGUGAUUGAAGUGAAGAACUAUGACACUACAAUACAUGGGAAAAACACAGUCAUUGGCGUCCUGGAUAUCUAUGGCUUUGAAAUAUUUGACAAUAACAGUUUUGAGCAAUUUUGCAUUAAUUACUGCAAUGAAAAGCUACAGCAGCUCUUUAUUCAGCUGGUUUUAAAGCAAGAGCAGGAAGAGUACCAGCGAGAGGGAAUUCCCUGGAAGCAUAUUGAUUACUUCAACAAUCAGGUCAUCGUCGACCUGGUAGAGCAGCAGCACAAAGGGAUCAUUGCCAUUCUGGACGAUGCCUGCAUGAAUGUUGGAAAAGUUACAGAUGAGAUGUUCCUUGAGGCUCUUAAUAACAAGCUAGGGAAGCAUGCUCAUUUCUCCAGCAGAAAGCUUUGUGCAACUGACAAGACGCUGGAGUUUGACAGAGACUUUCGAAUCAAGCACUAUGCUGGAGAUGUGAUUUACUCAGUCACUGGAUUUAUUGACAAAAACAAGGACACUUUAUUUCAAGACUUCAAGCGCCUCAUGUACAACAGCUCUAACCCUGUGUUGAAGAUGAUGUGGCCUGAAGGUAAACUGAGCAUCACUGAGGUAACCAAGAGACCUCUGACAGCUGCUACUCUUUUUAAGAACUCCAUGAUUGCACUAGUGGACAACCUGGCAUCGAAGGAACCCUAUUAUGUCCGUUGCAUUAAGCCCAAUGAUAAGAAGUCACCACAGCUUUUUGACGAGGAGCGUUGCAGGCAUCAGGUUGAAUACCUUGGCCUUUUGGAGAACGUGAGAGUCCGCCGAGCAGGCUUUGCCUACCGCCAAACAUAUGAGAAGUUUCUUCACAGGUACAAGAUGAUCUCGGAAUUCACUUGGCCAAACCAUGACCUGCCUUCAGACAAAGAUGCUGUGAAGAAGCUCAUAGAGUGUCAUGGAUUUCAGCACGAUGUUGCUUAUGGCAAGACCAAGAUUUUCAUCCGCACGCCUCGAACUCUGUUCACCUUGGAGGAACUGCAUGCCAAGAUGCUUGUGAGGAUUGUCCUCUUCCUACAGAAGGUUUGGAGGGGCACUUUGGCUCGCCUUCGCUAUAAGAGGACAAAGGCCGCCCUCACAAUACUCAAGUAUUACCGCCACUACAAAGUGAAGGCCUACAUCCAUGAGGUUGCCCGACGCUUUCACAAUGUGAGGCUAAUGAAGGAUUAUGGCAAGCAUGUGCAGUGGCCCACUCCUCCAAAAGUGCUGCGCCGAUUUGAAGAGGCACUCCAGACCAUUUACCAUAGGUGGAGAGCAGGUGAACUCAUCCGGAGCGUCCCACCAGAAGUCCUACCUCAACUGAGGGCCAAGGUUGCUGCCAUGGAAGUGCUGAAGGGUCACAGAGCUGAUAUUGGCCUACAAAGAGCAUGGGAGGGGAAUUACAUCGCACUGAAACCAGACAACCCUCAGACCACGGGCUCUUUCAUCCCUGUUGCCAACGAGCUGAAACGGAAAGACAAGUACAUGAACGUGCUCUUCUCCUGUCAUGUCCGCAAGGUCAAUCGCUUCAAUAAGGUGGAGGACAGAGCAAUCUUCAUUACUGAUCGACACCUUUAUAAGAUGGACCCUAUGAAGCAGUACAAAGUGAUGAAGACCAUCCCCCUCUAUAAUUUGAUAGGAUUGAGUGUCUCCAAUGGAAAGGACCAGCUCGUGGUCUUCCACACGAAAGACAACAAGGAUCUCAUUGUUUGUCUCUUCAGUAAAGAGCCUUCUAAUGACAGCAGGAUUGGAGAGCUGGUGGGAGUCCUGGCAAACCACUUCAAGAGUGAGAAACGCGCUCUGCAAGUCAGCGUCACCAACCCGGUCCAGUGCAGCCUGCAUGGGCGGAAAUGCACCGUCUCCGUGGAAACCAAGAUUAACCAAUCCCAACCGGAUUUCACCAAGCAUCGUUCCGGUUUUAUCCUCUGCGUGCCGGGGAAUUAG